AUGGAUGACAACGCAUCGGUCGAUUCUGGAUUUGGCUCGGCAAACUCGUCCACCAGCAGCCUUCCUCUCGUAUCCCUCACCGCGGCUCACCUAAAGCACCUGAACAAGCAGCUCGAGAGCAUGGACCCCGUAAACAUCCUCCGCUUCUGCAUGGUUCUGUUCCCCAAUCUCUACCAGACCACGGCCUUCGGCUUGACUGGGCUGGCCACCAUCGACAUGCUCUCCAAGAUCCAGCAAGAGUCGCCGGCCUCGCAGGCGGUAGACCUCAUCUUCCUCGACACGCUGUACCAUUUCCAGGAGACAUAUGAACUAGUUGAACGUGUCAAGGCCCGCUACCAGAAUGUGCGACUCCACGUCUUCAAGCCCAACGGCGUCGACACGGUCGGCGAAUUCGAGGACACGUACGGCGAGAAGCUGUACGACAUGUCGGCCGAUCUGUACGACUGGAUUGCCAAGGUGGAACCGCAGCAGCGCGCCUAUUCCGAGCUGAACGUGGCGGCCGUGCUCACGGGCCGGCGCCGCUCGCAGGGCGGACAGCGCGGCGACAUUGACGUUAUCGAAGUUGACGAAGAGCGGGGCAUCGUCAAGAUCAACCCGUUGGUCAACUGGUCAUUCCAACAAGUGAAGGCAUACAUCGAAGACAACAAGGUGCCGUAUAACACCCUCCUCGACAGAGGCUACAAGUCUGUCGGGGACUGGCACUCGACAAGCCCGGUCGGAGAAGGCGAAGACGAGCGCGCCGGCCGGUGGAAAGGCCAGGACAAGACAGAGUGCGGCAUCCACAGCAAGAAGAGCAGAUAUACCCAGCUCCUCGAGGGCAUGGCGGAGCAGCGGGUUUCGCAAGCAUAA
Molecule: messenger RNA, 849 nt
Organism: Lasiosphaeria miniovina
Lineage: Eukaryota; Fungi; Ascomycota; Sordariomycetes; Sordariales; Lasiosphaeriaceae
Product: Phosphoadenosine phosphosulfate reductase family-domain-containing protein
Exons: 1
Coding region: 1-849 (282 amino acids)
Cellular component (GO): cytoplasm
Molecular function (GO): phosphoadenylyl-sulfate reductase (thioredoxin) activity
Source: RefSeq, a predicted model, not a curated record